Molecule: messenger RNA, 3307 nt
Organism: Corythoichthys intestinalis (scribbled pipefish)
Lineage: Eukaryota; Metazoa; Chordata; Actinopteri; Syngnathiformes; Syngnathidae
Product: gastrula zinc finger protein XlCGF8.2DB-like
Exons: 3
Coding region: 269-1726 (485 amino acids)
Biological process (GO): regulation of transcription by RNA polymerase II; urogenital system development; embryo development
Cellular component (GO): nucleus
Molecular function (GO): RNA polymerase II transcription regulatory region sequence-specific DNA binding; DNA-binding transcription factor activity, RNA polymerase II-specific
Source: RefSeq, a predicted model, not a curated record
CUUGCGGAAAAUUAAACGUGCUCAGCAACACGCUGCUUUUUGUGCAGAGUUAACCCACUAAGUUCGCGACGCAGGAAGUUCAGAACCACUUGACUGGAACAAAACCGCAAGAUUUGGUCCGUCCAACUUCAAGAGGUCUUUGUGCGUGUUGAAGCUUCGGAGCAUACUUAUCUUAGCUUAGAUAGUUUAACUUAGCUUAGCUUGCGAACACAUACCAACAACGUGGUUCGACGCUUGAACAUCAAGUUGGAGCCUUCUAAAGUGUGAAAUGCGCGCAAGAACGACGCCAGCCGCAAAGUUCGAGGCGGAACUUUGUGGCGCAAACGAUCGGCGACAACAUCAACGCUCGACUUCUUGCAAAAUUCAAGUAAAAGUUGUGCCUUGCACACUACCAGAUCUAUAUGUCAGCCAAGCCCAUCGUCCUGCGCACCAGGGGUCUGCAUGCAUCAAGGAAGAGGAAGAGUCCGGAUCCAUCCAAGGUUUCAGCAAAUAUCUUAUUCCUGAGUGGCAUGAGUCUGAGUCUCCUGGCGUUAAAAAGGAAGUGGAGCAUCCGCAUAUGAAACAGGAAGAGCCAGAGCACCCUCAACAGCAAAAGACAGAAGUGCAACUUCCAAUCAAAAAGGAGGCGGUAGAGCCGCUAUACGUUAAAGAGGAGGACGAUAUCACCAUGUCGACUGGUGAGCCCUUGAAUGGCGAGGAUGGUUCGAGUGAGGCCAGCAGAGGGACGGAGCCUCCAAGCAGCAGCUCAACAGAAGGAUCGCAAGCACACAUUUUCAUCGCACCAUCAUAUAGAAGAGGCACCACAUCCCACUCACCUUACAGAGAUGAUGGUCAUAAGAAAUCUCACCUUGACAACAAACUCUGUAAAUGCUCUCAGUGUGGGAAAACCUUUGCUUAUAAGUAUACUUGUCGUAUGCAUAUGAGGAGCCACACAGGUGAAAAACCUUUUGUCUGCUCAGUUUGUGGUCAAAGAUUCGCUCAGAAGGACUACUUAACAAAAGACACAAGAACCCACACUGAUGAAAAUCCUUUUGUCUGCUCAAUUUGUGGUCAAAAAUUCACUCAGAAAUACAACUUAAACAGACACAGAAGAACCCACACUGAUGAAAAUCCUUUUGUCUGCUCAAUUUGUGGUCAAAAAUUCGCUCAGAAGUACAACUUAAACAGACACAGAAGAACCCACACUGAUGAAAAUCCUUUUGUCUGCUCAAUUUGUGGUCAAAAAUUCGCUCAGAAGUACAACUUAAACAGACACAGAAGAACCCAUACUGAUGAAAAUCCUUUUGUUUGCUCAAUUUGUGGUCAAAAAUUCGCUCAGAAGUACAACUUAAACAGACACAGAAGAACCCACACUGGUGAAAAACCUUUUUCCUGCUCAGUUUGUGGUCAAGGAUUCGCUCUAAAGCAACACUUAAUAAGCCACACAAGAACCCACACGGGUGAAAAGCCCUUUUCCUGCUCAGAUUGUGGUCAAAGAUUCACUCAAUAUUACCAUUUAAAAGUACACACAAGAACCCACACUGGUGAAAAACCUUUUUCCUGCUCAGUUUGUGGUCACAGUUUCACUGAAAAGAAAAACUUAAAAACACACAUGAGAACCCACACUGGCGAAAAACCUUUUUCCUGCUCAGUUUGUGGUCGAGGAUUCAGUCAUAAGUGUACCUUAAAUGUACACGCAAGAACCCACACUGGCGACAAACCUUUUUCCUGCUCAGUUUGUGGUUGAGGAUUCAGUCUUAAGAGUGCCUUAACUGUACACGCAAGAACCCACACUGGUGAAAAACCUUUUUCCUGCUCAGUUUGUGGUCAAAGAUUCGCUCAGAAAAAAUACCUUACACAACACACAAGAGACCACGCUGGAGUCAAAUCUUUUUCCAACUCAGUUUGUGGUGAAGGAUUCAGUUGCAAGAGCAACUUAAAGCAGUAAUGUGAAGUAAGGUUGGCCAACCAUGUUUUUGAAUAAUAUCAAUGGCUAAACAGUUAUAAGCAUAUUUUCGUUAUUUUUUUUUAACGCAACCCUUCCAGAUUGUUUAACCCAUAGCAACGCCCUUGACAACGAAAAUGCUUUUCUUCGGCAAUCUUUGGAAAUCUUCAGAAAUUAAGUCACACCGGGAAGUGCGAGGGAGGUCCGCCAUAGAACAGUAUUGUUUGUUGCAUUGCUUCUCGGUAAGAUGCCACGGCGGUGUGUGGCGAUGUUUUGUUCUCACUCAAACGAAAAGUUGUAUGGUGAUGAAACUUUUUAUUUCAAGCAUGCACACACAGACAUGUUGAUGUGGUAUGUACGAGUGGCCAAAGGACAGCAGGGCACGUAAAUGGACAUCUUUCGUUCGCACGGAGCGAAUGAAUUUCAGGCCAUCAUCGAGUAGUGUUCUCUGCUGCAAACACUUCGAAGAUGCCUGCUUCCUUAACCGGUCUGCUUAUGAUCAAGGAUUUGCCAAAAAGUGUGAUUUUUGGGUAGAUGACUGAUGACUUUGUCAAAGCAGAGCUUCCAACUGUUGUGGAAUGUACAGUAGAAGCUAGCGACGUUAGCCAAAACCCAACUCGUGGCAAUAGUCGUGGCGUAGUUGCUGUCCUGUUCGCUAGAGUUACGUCCCAAGGACGGCUCGCGAAGGGCGUAACAUAAAACGAGCCACACAAUUUCACAAAUGGCACAAAUUUAUUUACACAACAAACUCGCAAUGAAUAUGUACAAAAUGUGGAUGAAGCGCGGCUUCAGGGUAAGCCCAGGCUUAAACAACAAACAAAAUCUACACUUGAACCCCACCCGCUAAAGCCUGAGUUAUACUCCCGCGUUGCGGUGACGGCGUAGCGACUACGGCGUCAUUCGACAUUCGAUAGUUCUGCGGUGAGGGAACGCGUUGCUCUGUAAUUCACCGCCAAGCCACUAGAGGGAUGUGGCGUUAUGUUUGUACGGUUUUGGGGCAUGCUUGUUUACUUCCGCUAGUCGGAGAAAAAAUAAACAAUGCAAGAUGGAACUCUUGAAAGUAAAUAUUCUGCUCAUCAACACUGAAUAAAUAUUGAACAUACAAAUGUUGACGGGCAGGCGACGCAGAAGACGGUUUCGAGGCGGUCUGGCCGACUUUUGAUGCCGCACAGAGAGUUUUAGACUCGGGUGGAGAGAGCUAGCUGUGGCGGCUAGCUUCAAACUGGCGUCGAGCACUGCGUUCAAGGUCUGCAAAGCCCUCCAGCCUGAUUUGUUUGCCGUGUCCUACAACCAGCCAGUGGGAAGCCAUAGCAGAUUUCUGGCGUCUAGGGAACUUCCCAAACUGCGUUGGGAGGCUUGAUUUUAACGUUAUCAUAAAAAGCA